Messenger RNA from Penicillium hordei, 771 nucleotides. RefSeq lists its product as uncharacterized. Bases 1 to 771 code for a protein of 256 amino acids. NCBI's taxonomy places the organism in Eukaryota, Fungi, Ascomycota, Eurotiomycetes, Eurotiales, Aspergillaceae. The record is from RefSeq and is a predicted model, not a curated record. The transcript has 3 exons.
AUGCUUGUCUCUGAUAUGCCUGAUCUUCCCGAGUUCCUAAUUUCUGGGUCGGAUAUGGAAAGGUCAUGGCUUCGGAUUGGGUACUCCAUCCCGAGAGCAACCGAUGGGUUCGGUCUAUCCACGACCAUUCUGGGAGGCAUCACUGGCUACAUAAAGAAUGAUUGCAAAGGGGAGUUUCUUUAUGAAUGGGACUACACAAGUGCUGCGCUCACUCCUGCAAUAGCAAGUCAAACUUCAAGCCUCGCGUCGCGCCAACGAAGCACCUCCGUCCGAAUCAGCGUUUCCCAAUCCCGAAGAUGCAUAUGGGCAUCAGACCCCAUUUGUUCAGGUCGCCAUGCAAGUCGCCUAGAUCAUGUACAGCGGCAGGACCCGCUCGAUUACAGCCAAACAUAUACCAAUCGAAUAGAUCUCAAUUACCGAUCUUCACCCACCACAUACCAGCAGCUCCCCAAUCAUCGUGCGGAUGGUGGCAUAUACCUAAUUGCGAGAGCAGUAACAAAUGACAAGGCAAGCAGUCCGGCUGAAUGGACCCCAGGGCUGCAGUACGAGGUAUCCAGAGAAACAGCCGGUCGCAGAACAGGGCGUCCAGGCAUAUCCAACCGUAGCGAAGCCACCACCUCAUCAAAAAGUGAUGCAUCAAUUCCGCGAGUCCACGUUGAGGAUCUGCAGGGAUUAAAUCUCGGGGGUCAUCCAGCUUCGGAUAUGGUGCUGCCAUAUGGGGUCAGCAGUCACAGUCACCACAACGACCCCAUUUUUGGGAAUGCCCAAUGA